UUAAUAAAAGUUAUUACUCGGCAAAAUUUGAUACUUAUUGGUACUGAAGAAAAUAAUGUCAGAAAGUUUAUGUUAAAAUAAAUUGAUUAAAAUAAGUGAUUUUGUGAAUAUAAAUUGUUGUAAUAAAAAUAAUUCAUAAUGGUUGAGUCAACUGAUGUUGAAAUGAAAAAUGCGGAUAGUCCAGCGACUCCAGACGUUGUAAAUGAUCCCAAACAAACUGAUGCAAAUACUUUACAAGAUAUUCGUGAACAUGGAAAACAAAUUGAAAAAGCAGUUGCGUCUAAAGAACCGCGAUUUGCUCUUCGAGUACUUCGAGCUUUACCAAAUACAAGACGUAAAUUAAAUGGUAAUGUUUUGCGAUCAUUAGCAUGUCAAGUGUAUCCAUCACUUGCUGAACGGGAUGCUCUAAUCUCCUUUAUUACUGAUAAAUCAUCUUCUUCGGAAAUUGAACUUACAAGAGGUCGCAUUAAGGAUCCACUUCCAGAAGUUGAUGCGUACAUUCAUCUUUUGUUUGUUGUGUGGUUAUUGGAUACAGGACGCCAUGAUGAUGCAUUCAUUUGUUCAAAUCAUUUGAUGAGUAAGCUUAAUAAUCAAAAUCGUCGAACUUUGGAUUUGGUUGCAGCUAAAAGUUUUUUUUAUCAUUCACGUUGCGCUGAAUUGAGUAAUCAAUUGGAGAGUAUUAGAGGAUUCUUGCAUGCUCGACUUAGAACAGCUACUUUACGCAAUGAUUUUGAAGGUCAAGCAGUUCUUAUAAAUUGUCUUUUACGUAAUUAUUUACAUUAUUCGCUAUACGAUCAAGCUGAUAAACUUGUUAGCAAAUCAGUAUUUCCUGAAUCUGCAAGUAAUAACGAAUGGGCAAGAUUUUUAUAUUAUUUAGGACGUAUAAAAGCCGCUAGAUUAGAAUACAGUGUUGCAUACAAACACUUAGUACAAGCUACGCGUAAAGCUCCACAAAAUGCGGCUAUUGGUUUUCGUCAAACUGCUCAAAAAUUAGCUGUGGUUGUGGAACUUUUGUUAGGAGAUAUUCCUGAAAGACAAAUUUUCAGACAAGCACAAUUACGAAGAUCUUUAGCUCCAUAUUUUCAACUAACUCAAGCAGUACGAAUGGGUAACUUACAACGGUUUGGAGAAGUUUUAGAAAAUUUUGGCCCUAAAUUCCGAGAAGAUCACACCUAUACAUUAAUUUUACGUUUACGUCAUAAUGUCAUAAAAACAGCCAUUCGUUCCAUUGGAUUAGCUUAUUCAAGAAUAUCUUUACAAGAUAUUGCACAAAAAUUAGGAUUGGAUUCAGCCGAAGAUGCUGAAUUUAUUGUAGCAAAAGCUAUCCGAGAUGGAGUUAUUGAAGCUACAAUUGACCCAGAAAAGGGAUAUAUGCGCAGCAAAGAAAGUUCUGAUAUUUAUUGCACACGAGAGCCACAAUUGGCUUUUCAUCAACGAAUUGCGUUCUGUUUGGAUUUACAUAAUCAAAGUGUAAAAGCUAUGCGAUAUCCACCAAAAGCAUAUGGAAAAGAAUUGGAAAGUGCUGAAGAACGCCGUGAACGAGAACAGCAAGAUUUAGAACUUGCUAAAGAGAUGGCGGAAGAUGAUGAUGAAGGUUUCCCAUAAAUAUUCAAACGUUAAAAAAUGUUUAUUUCUUACUGGAAAGAACAUUAUUUUUUUUGGAUACUAACCUUUGUAUCACUAUAUAUAUUUCUGUAAUGUUAAAAUCGAUUAAUAUUUAAUAAAGAAUUUUUUUCAUGAAAA
Molecule: messenger RNA, 1743 nt
Organism: Chrysoperla carnea
Lineage: Eukaryota; Metazoa; Arthropoda; Insecta; Neuroptera; Chrysopidae
Gene: Rpn3
Product: probable 26S proteasome non-ATPase regulatory subunit 3
Exons: 1
Coding region: 139-1605 (488 amino acids)
Biological process (GO): ubiquitin-dependent protein catabolic process; regulation of protein catabolic process
Cellular component (GO): proteasome complex; proteasome regulatory particle, lid subcomplex
Molecular function (GO): enzyme regulator activity
Source: RefSeq, a predicted model, not a curated record